Messenger RNA from Fundulus heteroclitus (mummichog), 1124 nucleotides. RefSeq lists its product as uncharacterized. Lineage: Eukaryota; Metazoa; Chordata; Actinopteri; Cyprinodontiformes; Fundulidae. Bases 123 to 1124 code for a protein of 333 amino acids. The record is from RefSeq and is a predicted model, not a curated record. The transcript has 6 exons.
UCCCUGAACUUCUUGAUGAACUGUCUGAGGACCCCAACCCGGAGGCGCGAAGGAGAUAUUUUGGGUACCUCAGUGUUUACCUAGCAAGCCUAUAUGGACACCGCACCGGUGUUCUAAAGAAUAUGACGGUCUCCGAGGUUGAUGAAGCCCAGCAGGAAGCCACAGUCGGGCAAGCGGGCUUUGUGAUCAAUGUGAAGGAACACAAAACCAACCGUGCGUUUGGCCCCGCACAGCUCUACUUAACUGUAGAGGAAUUCUCAUGGGUGGAGCAGUGGAUGAUCAUCAGACAGAAACUAAACCCACCCACAGACCUUCUUCUCUUCACCGAAAACUUCACAAAAAUCGAGAAACUCAUCGUGCCGAUGCAAGCCGCCUGGCAUGACAUGGGUUUUCCUGGGCGUCCCACAUUCACAGACUUCCGAACAUCAAUAGCCACAUACGCAAGGAAUACUUUGUCACCAAGUGACCGGAUCAACAUUUCAAAGACCAUGUGUCAUGACACACGGACAGCAGACAAAUUCUACGCGCUCCACCGCACCGCGUCAGAGCUGGCUCGGAUCCGUCAGAAUUUCGAAGCAGCCGUCAAGCCACCACGUACGACGGUACAUGACACCGCCGAACCUUCCCUCCUCUCCAUGUCAGAAUCAUCAGGUGAUGGUCUUGAGGAGGAAGCGGACUGCGGGCCUUCACACAGCCCCCCUGCCGGUCCUUCGCCGUCCUCACCAACAUCCAGUCGGGCCACUGGAUCAACAAGCCCUGAUCAAGCUUCUGGGAGCUGCUACAGUCCAGGCAGCGCCUCUUCUCAAAGACGGCUCACCCGAGGGCCGGUGCGCGUCACCGGCGCUUCGGCGGUUGGUUCCUCCAACCUGCAGGCUCGACUCCAGACCCCAGCGGAGGUUGCGCGCGACUGUGCUUAUUUCCCCCGUAUUGGGCCGCACGCUUGGAAGCGAGACCGAGAUGCACCGUCUGACCCAGCGGUCCCACACCAAGCCUCCGCCGCCGGGCGCACGUCCCCCGGUUCUGGCCUCCUGGCCCGCGCUGGCGGUGCGCUUGGGAAACACACCUUUCUCUCACCCUCCGGUCGAGCCCCCGUGCGGCUGUCCGCCCGCAAGCCAAUCGACUAG